AUGGCCAAAGCGCAGGCCAAAUUGGAGUUGGCCGAACGGCAAAGAGAUGCCGCAACAAAAACUGCACGGGCCACAGCAUUGUGGAAGAUGGCCGACAACACCUCCCUCCAAUUCAACCUCAAAGAGUUGGGAGAAAAGAGCCCAGAUACAUGGGUCAAAACCUACAUGAAUGAGCAGCACUCUCUUCGAAACGAGCAGCCUAAGGAGACCUUUAUUAGAUCAAAUCAAGAUCUAUCCCUGCACCAACUCUCAGCAUCCGCGAACACUGCCCCACAGUUCAUCAUGAACACCACCUUUAUGUUGCCAGAGGACACACCUAUAGGCACCUUGGUUUUUCGGUUGGUGGCAAAGGAUGAUGAAAAUGAUCCAUUAUACUAUAGCAUUGAGGGUGAAAAUGCUUACUACUUCUCACUUGAUAGAAGAACAGGCAACGUGACACUGAAGCAACCUGUGGAUUAUGAGCAAACAAGAUUUAUUCUGCUCAAUGCAAAAGUCACGGAUGGUGAAAAUGUACCGACCUCUAUAAAAAUAACUAUCAUUGUAAAUGAUGGGAAUGACAAUAAACCAAUAUUCCAGAAGGAACCUUAUCUGACAGAUGUCCUUGAGAACACACCAAUUGGUACCCCAAUCUAUCAUGUGAAAGCUGUGGAUUUUGACAGUGAAAAUGCUGGAUGGGUAUCCUAUAAAAUCAUAGAGGUCAUUCCAAACAAUGCAGAGAAUAAUCAGCUUUUUUACAUUCUGCAAAAUGGCACCGUGGUGUUGAAUGGCUCACUCAGUUACAACAAUAAGAGCACUUUCUAUCGAAUCAAGAUCUUUGCUACGGACAAUGGAGGAAUGUGGAACGGUUCUUUUAUCAAGCAGAACAAUACGGCGUAUAUAUCUGUGACAGUUAUUGAUGUUCCAGAUCUGGAUCCAGGGUUUUUGGGAGAGCCAUAUGUGGCCUCAGUCUCAGAGAACUGCCCUCUGGGCACUCCUGUAAUGACAGUCCUGGCCAUUGACAAGGACAAAGAUGUGAAUGAUGUAAUCCUUUACAGUGUCGUCAAUGCCAGCGGCCUCUUUACAGUGAACCAGUCCACAGGAGUCAUCACUGUGAGUAGUAACCUGGACCGAGAAGGUGUGCCAGGUGAAGAGGUGCAAUUUCAGAUUGUUGCUCAAGAAAAAAACUUGAACAUUUACCAUGAAGUGGCACAAGUGACCUCCCAGGUGACCAUCCACAUCAAUGAUGUCAACGAUAACAAACCUCAGUUUUAUUUGUGCACGGGUCCUCCCUGCAACUUCAAGGGCCCCACAGAGGUCAAUUUUUCAGGUCAGAUCGAGGAACAUGCUUCCGCCAGAACACCUGUGACCAACCUCAGCAUUGUAGCCUAUGAUCCUGACAAGAUUGUAGCAAAUGAUACUAGUGGAAGGACAGUUGAUUGCUGCUCUUUUGCCACGGUGACCAUCCAUCUUAUUGACAUCAAUGAUCACAGGCCUGAAUUCAGACAGACUGAUUACAAGCUCUUUGUAUUGGAAGACAGCCCGCCUGGUUCCAUUGUAGCUUCUAAUAUUACAGCCAUUGAUCCAGAUAGUGGAAAGUUUGGAGAGAUCACCUACCAGUUACUGCCUAAGAGCAUCCAGACAGAUUUCACUGUGAAUUCAAUGAACGGUACAAUAUUUGUGGCCAAUGGCAGUAAAAUAAAUUGGGGGAAGCGCCCUAUCUAUUAUGCCACUUUGCAAGCAAUGGAUGGUGGUGGGCUGAUCGGUUCUACCCAAUUGGAGAUCACAGUGAUUGACAUCAACAACAAUCCUCCGGUUGUGAUAGGUACCUACAACUUCAUGGUCAUUGAGGGCGACAGCAUGGAGCCUAUCCAGAUCCAGGCCACUGAUCAGGAUAACCCAGAAACCAAUAAUAGCCGUUUGCAUUUUGAAAUUAUGCCUGGCGAAUUCAGCAACAACUUCACUAUUCACCCAGAUACUGGAGAGCUAGUCAGCAAAGGGCCCUUGGACCGAGAAGCUAUUCCUGUAGAACUCAACGGGAAGAUAGUGGUGACAAUACUUAUAGAAGACUUGGGGAUCCCUCGGUUGAACACCACUGUUAAUGUCACCAUCACUGUGGAGGAUAAAAAUGACAACGCACCCAGCUUCAGCAGUUCAAAGUAUGAAUUCUCUGUUUCUGAAGGCAUGCAAGGUGCCUUGGUGGGAGUUGUGGAAGCCAGAGAUGCCGAUCAAACACAAAUUCACAACCGUAUUUCAUUCUACAUUAAUAGCAGUACAGGCUCAAGCAACUUUCUGAUUCGUUCCAGCGCCAAGGGAUCUGGCUGGUAUCAGGGCACAUUGUAUCUAGACCCAGACGUUGCUCUUGACUAUGACCAAAUGCAAGAGAAAUUCUUCAAUCUCAUUCUACGGGCUGAAAAUUCAGACUUAGGGGAAACAAUGAAAGCUGCCAUUGCCAUGGUGAGGGUGUAUGUGCUAGAUGUCAAUGAUGAGUCCCCAACCAUUGUACCAUCUCCACCAGAAAAGAUUCACGUUACAGAGAAUGAAAACCUACAUACGUUAGUAGCUGAGCUGGAGGCUACUGAUAAGGACACCAACCACUCAUUAGUUUUCCAGGAGAUAGCUGUUGCAUGUUUCAACAGUACAGGCAGUGUUGGCACUAUAUGUCAGCACUGGUUCCGCCUAGUAGCCAAUGGAUCACUUUUUGUGAAUAGUUCAGAUAUAGACUAUGAACUGUGCACCCAAGUGGAAAUCACAUUGCGUGUUAAGGAUGAGUUCACUGCAGUAGGAAAUCCCUACAGUAGAAAUGAGACCCUGGUCAUCUUAAUUGGUGAUGCAAAUGACAACGCACCCCAGUUUUAUCCUGUCGAUGACACUUUUGUAAUAAUCCCAGAAAUCUCUCCCAUAGACCUGUCUGUGGCUGUGGUCAAGGCCAAGGAUGCCGAUUCAGAUGAAAAUGGUGUGAUCACAUUUAGCAUCUCCGAGGUAGUUCUUAUCCAGGACAAUGGGCAUGAACAGAAGUUUUCUGAUGUUUUCAAAGUGGCAAAAACAAUGGAGAAGGAUGUCUCUGUGGGAAACAUCCUAAUAGCAAGCAACCUUAAUAGCAUGUUGAAAGGCCGAUAUCAGGUGAAAGUGGAAGCCAAAGACAAUGGAACUCAAGCCCUGAGCAAUUUCACAUCACUGGAUAUCUUCAGCGUGGAUAAGAGUUACCGUAUAAAUCUGAAGUUCAGCAUCGCUUUAAAGGAAGUGCAGGAUAAUUCAAAUGAAAUCAAAAGAAUUCUGAGCAAAGCAACUGGAACAACAAUCUACAUAACAGCAAUCUAUACAGAUGAUCCAUCAACCUCCAGAUCUGAAAGGGCUUUAGAGAACACUGCAAUGGAUGCCUAUUUUGUUUACAAGAAUGGCACAGCUCUCACUGGUGAACAGGUGCUCAUGCUGAUUCGAAGAAACCCGGAACAGUAUGAACAACUUAUCGAUCUUGGCUUGUUGGUCAUUGGUCCCGGGGAUGUGAAAGAACCUGAGAAAGGGAUGGAGUUGUUUGGUAUUAUUAUAGGGUUGGCAGCAGCAGUCUUCAUCCUCCUCCUCCUCCUGACUGGGACAAUAAUUGGCAUGAGGAAAAGUUAUUCGAGGAAGUUGAAGGCACUCAAAGCCUUGAAGGUGGCUUCACAUUUCUCACCCAACGGAGCGCAGCAAGGAUCUGCCAUCCCUGGGACCAAUAAAUAUAAUACAGAAGGGGCUAAUCCUGUGCUUGGUUUCUCCUUGGAUCCUUCUGGCUUUGAGGAAAAUGCCAGUUCUGAAGUAGCCAGCCUGAACUCUCUGGAUGAAAACAUGGUUGAUGAUGUUCCACACAGCUCAUUUCCUGCUAAACUGAAACUGGACAAAGCAGAUGCUCAGCAGGAAAUAAACAACCGGGAAGAGCCCUUGAAAGCUGCUUUAGACAAUCAUAGGAAGUACAAGCCGCUGCAGCCGGGGAACUCCAAGCAGCCAUCUCUAGAUUUUGGAAACUCUUCCUUGAAUACUACAGAACUAUGACUCUGCCCAUUUCCUUCUGGCAAAGCAAUGUCCCAAAUGUAUAGCAGC
This is a messenger RNA of Notechis scutatus (mainland tiger snake), 4053 nucleotides long. Lineage: Eukaryota; Metazoa; Chordata; Lepidosauria; Squamata; Elapidae. The record is from RefSeq and is a predicted model, not a curated record.